GAGUGGCCGCGGAGUGUCUAGUGCCAUUUGCGCACAGAACUUGUGGCAAUUGCAGAAGGUGCGUUCAUGGUGAUGGGCAUUGGUGUGCCUAGUGCUUCUCCAACAGGGAACGCUGCGAAGAAGGACAAGUCGCGCCGCAAGGGUGCAAGUGACGAGGAGGACGACGCUCAGAAUGAGGAAUGGGUGGAACCGCAUUCAGAGUGCCAAGAUGACAGUGGUGGAAGCGACAGCCCGCGGGGUCGCAAAAGACGUAAACGCCGGGAACGUGACAGAGAUCGCAGAGGACGCCGAGGACGCUCGAGGGGUCGUGACCGAGAAAGAUCACGGACCCCUGUGCGAUUGCCAGAGGUUGACCGCUUCAUCGACGAGAACAACAUCAAUUCUGAAGCUGCUAUGAAGAUCCGAGCGCUGAGUCCCGAGAGUCAGAGAAAAGUCAUUGCGCGGCCUCUCACUGGCGAUGUUCAAAACCCGUCAAAGGUCAUGAUUGCCCGGGUGAGAGAGUUGCAGAACCAGAACGAGAAAUCAAAAACAGGCUCCGGUGCUGACUUUUCGUUGUGGAGCGGAGCAAUGCUUGGGGCACCUCCAGAAGCGGCGAUUGCCAAGUACAUCGAGGAAAAUGACCUUGAUGACAGCGCAGCCAGGUCUCUUCGAGCUUUGCUGCCGCACAACCAGGCAGUUGCCAUCCACUGGGACUUAUCGCCCUACAAGAACCGUUCCGCAAAAUUCAUGUCGAUGGCCGCUGCGCUUGGAAAUGCCCCGCCUUUUCCAAUGCCAGUGCCGCCAAUGUAUGGCAUGCCUCCAGUCGCGGGGCCUGGAGGUGUACCGGCUAUGUACACAAUGCCACCACCUGGACUAGGCCCUCCAGGCAUGGUGCCACCUAUGUAUAGCAUGCCUCCGCCAGGCACGCAAUGAGGAGCUCCACAAGCUGCUUGCAAAACCGUGCCCAUGCGGUUUGCUUUGUGUAUGCCUCCGAUGAUGGGCAUGAUGCCACCAGGUAGAUGAUUGGGACACACAUGACUUCAGAGGUGAAAGGCAGCAACUUUUGUUACGG
Molecule: messenger RNA, 1051 nt
Organism: Cladocopium goreaui
Lineage: Eukaryota; Dinophyceae; Suessiales; Symbiodiniaceae
Source: the annotation of a GenBank genome assembly